AUGUUUUCACCAUUCGGAAGAGGUAAACCUCAGCCACCUCCAAAGAGAAAGGCUACGAACGAAAUGAAGAGAAAGCUUGUAUACUUUAUCAUCGGAUGUGCUGUUGUUAGUAUUGCUCCUUAUGUGAGUGAGCCUAUUCAUGGAUUUAUCUCAUCGCUGUUAGGUACAAAAUCGACCGGUGUUGAAGAAUUCCACUACGACCCAGAAUUGCUCUAA
Naegleria lovaniensis is the source of this 216-nucleotide messenger RNA. RefSeq lists its product as uncharacterized. Bases 1 to 216 code for a protein of 71 amino acids. The record is from RefSeq and is a predicted model, not a curated record. The transcript is spliced from 2 exons. Lineage: Eukaryota; Heterolobosea; Eutetramitea; Acrasida; Naegleriidae.